Molecule: messenger RNA, 3853 nt
Organism: Epinephelus lanceolatus (giant grouper)
Lineage: Eukaryota; Metazoa; Chordata; Actinopteri; Perciformes; Serranidae
Molecular function (GO): actin monomer binding
Source: RefSeq, a predicted model, not a curated record
CACAGCUGUUUUGCUGGCACGCUCCGGUGCAUUGCCAUUGCCUAAAAUAAACCGAGGGCGUUGACUUUAAUCAAACUGUUUAAAUAGACUGUUCCAGUGACAUGAUAAAAGAGCUACAAAAGGUCAAAGGUGAGGUCAGAGAGAGGUUUAAUUCUCGGAGGGAGGCGAGGAGUCUCCUUAUUUAAAUGAACACCGUCGGCUACCGUUGGAAGUUGCUCCGUAGUAUUCGGGAAAAGUUAGCUAAGUUAGUAACAGUUUAAAGUGGAAAUACUCCAGUCGACGAAAUUGGACUGUCAUGUUUUAGGUUUGAGGAAGAGGCUUUUCAGGAGGUUUACCUGACACUGGGAUCAGCUUCAGAUCUAGAGAGAGGGUUUUGACAGCCCUUGAGGUCCAUUGAGAUGGAUGAGCAAGUGAAUCCAUUGGAGAGGGACCACUCUCUGUCUGUGGUCCUGCCAGGGGGGAUGGAGAAGAGUGCCACAGUGCAUGGAAGUAAACCAGUGAUGGACUUACUGGUGACCCUCUGUGCAAGUUACCACCUGAAUCCAUCGGACUACACUGUUGAGGUUCUGUCGCCCAACAAGAACAACAUCAACUUCAAACCAAACUCUCCUAUUGGCUCGCUGGAAGCGGAGAAGAUUGUGCUGAAGCCCAGAGGGGUGGAGGAAAAGAUCAGGAGGCCGUACAUGCCUGAGGCAUCUGUACGUCUGUUGAUCAACUACAAUAAGUCCCAUAAGGCUGUGGUGCGAGUGAACCCCAGAGUGCCCCUUGAGGUGCUGCUGCCAGUGGUGUGUGACAAGUGUGAGUUUCAAGUAGAAACGACCGUCUUACUGAGAGACUCUCAGUCCAAAGAGACAUUGGACCUGACCAAGACCUUAAAUGACCACGGCCUGAGGGAAGUGUUUGCCAAAGACACAGCUGGUAAGGAGCCUACUGACCACCAGCACCAACCCAAAACACCUGAAGCAGCUGUCACGCCAACAGAGGUCAUCUCACCACCUCCGCUACAAGACCUGCCAAAGAAGGAGAAGAAACAGAAGGAGAACACAGGGUUUCUCAGCUUAUUCAGACGAAGAAAGAAAAAAGCUGAAAGGGAGGGGGCAAGGAGCGCCCCAGCUUCUCCUGGUCUCAUCAAACAAGGGGGAGUCAAUAAUAAUGAGCAGGGUGUUUCCCCUUGUAACAUCCUGCCAACAGACAUGCCCAAGAAGAGGCGAGCCCCUCAGCCGCCCAUGGGUGCGUCACAGAGCGUCCCAAACAACCUUGGCACCUGUCAUAUAGGAGGAUCACAGAGGUCUGCAGAAUCCACCUUAAAGAGAACCAAGAGGAGGGCCCCACCUCCUCCCUGUGCAAACGGCCACCAGGACCUGCAGACAGACACCCAGGUUAAAGGGACUGUAAACUCCCUGAACACUGUGGAGGAGCUGAGAGAAAGCGAAGAGUCAGACUAUGUAAACCUCCCACUAUCCUCAUCUUCAUCACCACAUCCAUCACAUCCACGCUCAUCCUCCUCCCGUCCAUCAUUCGCUCACCUCCAUGAAGCUGCUGAGCCAUAUCUGCCUUCGUUUCGUGGGAAAGACUUAUCCGACGCCCGCUGUGCUCUUGCCAAAAUCCUGACGUCCUCUGUUUCCAAAGGAACACUAGUCAAGCGUUUGAGUAACUCUGCCACCUUCUCCAAACUACACACUGGCUCCUCCUAUAUGUCCGCAACGCAGAGGUGUUCAGAUAAUGGGGUUUUCUGUGCAGAGCUUGAACCUGUUAUAACGUCCAACCUCCCCACUGAGAAUGACUGGGAGGAUCCUGUACACAGGAAGGGAAUGACCACGUUCAAAGUGGUUCCCGCAAAGAAACCGAAGUCUCAUGAUCCAGAAGUCACCUCAGACAAGAUAGCAGUAGAAGAUAACCCUGAGAGUGAAGCUUCUCCCAAGGUUGAGACUGAGGAGGAUCUGUGCCCUCCUGACAGAUUGGAGGCUGAAACACCGCUGCAGAGUCCAGAACCUUCCUAUCAGACUUCUGACAGGCCAGCUUAUCUUUCACCCCCACUUCAUCAUCAGGAUAGUCCAGGUUCACCUCUGUCUGAGGCUGAUGAAAAGCAGAUGGAGGAGGAUGAACCUGAAGAUACCACAGAGGUGACAGCAGCAGCACAGCCAGACUGCAUUGAUGGAGAACUUACAAGUGAUGUUCAGAUCAACUCAGAGGAUCAGACUGAGUUUCAAAGCCUCAAUGGACAGUCUGGAAGGGCAGAUGUCGACCACUGUGGUUCAUACACUGAUGAGGAAGUUGAGGAGGUAGUAGUACAAGAAGAGGAUGAUGAUGUGAAGGAAGCAGAGGAGGUAGUGGUUCAAGAAGAUGAUGAUGAUGAGAAGGAAGCUGAGGAGGAAGUGGUCCAAAAAGAAGAUGAUGUUAAGGAAGAAGCUGAGGAGGAAGUGGUCCAAGAAGAAGAUGAUGUUAAGGAAGAAGCUGAGGAGGAAGUGGUCCAAGAAGAAGAUGAUGUUAAGGAAGAAGCUGAGGAGGAAGUGGUACAAGAAGAAGAAGAUGACAUUAAGGAAGAAGCUGAGGAGGAAGUGGUCCAAGAAGAGGAAAACGAUGAGAAGGAAGUUGAGGAGGAAAUGGUCCAAGAAGGGGAUGAAGAUGAGGAAUGUUUCCCUCCCCCUCCUCCACCUGUCUUCUUUGACACAGAGGUCAUGGAGGCGGAGAGAAAACAAACCACAGCUUCCUCUCUGCCAUCUUCUGUGCCCCCAAGUCCGACCUCCAAUGGACAAACCAAUGCAUUCAGUGAGGACCAUGAAAACGAGCCCACUACAGCCACGGCCACGGACCAGUCUGCAGCUGCACCAAAAGCUCUGGAUAAGAUGAGUGCGGCCCCGUCCAGAUUCGCACAGGCAGUAGCGUUGGCCGUGCAGAGGUCCCGUCUCCAGAGCCGUGGAAAAAGUUUAGGCCCUCAGGCCCCCGGCGGUCCACACAGCACACUUCCCUCACCACCCAGGUCCACGUACCAGUACGGUGCCUGACUGGUUACCUCACACAUCUUUGAACAGAAGUCUGUGUUUAGGGUGAGGAAUCAGAGCGAGGACGCCGGCAUGUGACCUCCAGAUAACUUAAACAAAAGGUCAGCUGAAUCAUUUCUACGCAGACAAACUGUUCUAUGACGACAAGCAACCGACUUGGUUUCUUUCUACGAUUGUUUUAUUUUUUCUCUCUUUCAUUUUUGUGCAAGACACCUUGUUGUCUCAUUUUAUGUUGGACUUUAUGUUCACAGGUUGAACAACAUUUUCUGUUCUAAGAAAAGCCAAAUGCACAGGAUGCGAGCUGUUGAACUGACAGUGUCCUGUUUUUUUUUUCUUUACUUCCCUUUUGAAUUGUCAUUGAAGACGUGCCAAAGCGGACACAACACUGAUGUGAGAGCUUUUUAAUUUUUGUUUGUGUAAAACAAAAGAUGUGAUGUACUCACAAUAAUAGGCUUAUUGAAUGUGUUUGCUGGGAUGUGUUGUCUCCCUCGGGGUGUACGUUUGUCUGCUUCAAGACAUGAAGAAUGCAGUAAAAUCAUGAACUCAGACUGGUUUGCUUUUUAGUCAGCAGGUGGCAGAAGAGCAUUGUUUCUGAAAUGAAAAUCCUGACAGCAUCCAUUUGUGAGGUCUUUUUCAUCAUUGGAGUUCUGCUGGAUGUACACAAGUGACACAUUUUGUAUUAUUCUUAAAGAAAUAACCAUAAAUAUUGUUUUCUAAUUACUCAGGAGCAUGAAUGACACAUUAUUCUAAUAUUAAAUCAUCUUUAAAUGUCUUAGGAUUUUUCCGAAGGUUAUCUCUGUCCACAUCCAUUUCAAAGACUUUCCCAGAAUAAAAACUACAUACAGUAUUUA